GAAACAGAAAGCUUGGAGUUUUGGUUUGGAUUCUGUGUCGCUCAGCUGAGAGGGCUCUUGAUAGGUAUAUUGGGGAAAAAAACGCUGGCAUCAAAAAUAUUAUAAUUGAAAUAAUUUGAUUCUUUCUUUAAAUUAAAAUAUCAAGAACAACCCUGAUCAUUUAUAAAGAUCAGCUUUAAAAAAUAGCCUUCAAAACUUCUUCUAUUUAAAUUAGUAAGAGAGUGAAAAAGUUGCUUUGUUAAGUAUGCUGCGAGCCAUUGCUGGAUAUAUUUUGGGAGGGAUCCUUAGCGAUCCACCUCAAGAAACCCUGGAAUGUGAAACUCAAGAAGUAAAUGAUUGGCUAGUCGUCAAUAUGCCUAAUAAACUUGACGAAAGUGAUUUAGAUUUCGAAAGUGAUACUGAAUCUGAAAUUGAUGAGGACGACAUCUUAGCAUGCUUGCCAAUAUUGAUGACUGUUGACGAACUGGAGUAUAAUGACUCUCUGGACGCACAAGUAUCACUAGACAAUAUUCCUCGUUCGUCUCUAAUCCCCGAGGACAUUAUGAGGGGCAGUAUGAUAUUGCAAUACAACUCUGCUCAAUGUGCGAGUGAUUUGCUCGCCAAUGAAAACACUUACGUCUAUCCCUAUCUUCCGCAAAAUAAAUGUUGUCAGUUGAUGAUAACAUACCCUGGUUAUGAAUACUCUUGGAAGGAUUCUUUGGACAAAACAGCGGCUGUUAAGAUAUUGAAAAAAUUGAGAGCUUAUCGUCAAGAGAAUUCAAAGAAAUCAAAUACCAAUCCUGAACUUACCUGCAAUCCUGUUCAAACACCUACCUACAUCAAUCAUCGUCCACCAGUAGCUUCUUCUAAAACAGAUCUACUGCAACAAAUCAAAGAGAUCCAGCCAUCCCAAAAAGCCAAAGAGAUCGCCUUGAAAAAACACGUCACUAGAUCACAGCUCAACAGACAAAAUAAAAACUAUAUUUAUUGCACAAGCGCUAAAACGAACAGGCGAAAAGACUUGCAGCGAAAUCAUUCCGGAGCGAAUAACAAUCGCAAAUGUUAUUAAAUGAGUAUUAAUUCUCUCUAAUUUUGAAAUAACCCCUUUUUUCUGGCUUGUAUGUCCACCUUUUUCUCUCGGCUUAAAAAGUAUAAUUGAGUAAGGAAAAAAUUUACUCUUAUAAUACUUUUAUUUGCGUUACAUAUUAUUGUUUUAAAUUGUCUUAUAGCAAAUAUAUUUAUUUGAAAUGUUUAAGUAUAAUUUUAAAUCGAAAUAUUUUAUGUUUUUAAUUAAAAUAUUUAUACACUUUAAAGUUUUAGUUUUUUUUUAAUUGCAACUUAAAAUUUAUCUUUACGCUUUCAAUCCAAAUAGAGAGCUACGUAUUUUAGUUUAUAUUACCAUAAAAAGUACUAAAUGGAAGUACAUUUUGUAAACUUGUCACUCAACUAGACAUAUCUAAAAUUCUGUCGUUCUAAAAUUAUUCAGACAAUCUCUAUUUGUUAUAGAAACUCUAUCAUAAUUCAUUAAUAAAUUAUAUCGUUGAUUAUGAAAUGAUUAAUAAAAAAUUAACAUUUGUUAAAAAUUUAUUUCUGAGAUUGUUAAAUUGUUUAAUUAAUUAAAUUUGGAAAUAGAAGCAAAGCUUAAGUACUCUUACCCAGAUAGCAGGCGAACUUAUGAUAAACGUUUUAGUUUCAUUUGGUUAGCAUAGAAAGGCUAAUUAAUCCUUUUUUACGCUUAGUAGAAAUAUUAUUAUGCCAAGCUUGUUUCCUUAAAUAUUGAAUAAAUAAGCAUGCAAAAAACUUACAAAAAAAUAUUUUUUAGCUUUUACUAUAAACCUUGAUUGGCCCUUUUUUUUCAUUCUAUCUUUGUUUAGGUUCUCAAAUGCAACAUUUUGUUGGUGUUGAAAACUUAAUGAUCAGACCAACCUUCACUUUUAAAAAAGUUACAGAAAGUAUAUAAAACCUUGUCUCAGUGAUGGUCUAAAAUAAACCAUGAGAAGGUGGAUUAAUCUUUGGUUUGAGAACGCUAUCUAUUCUUCAUUUGCAAAUGACGAUUCAUCCUCGAUUUCAGGAGGUUUUUCUACCCUUGUUUUGUAAAGGCAGAUUCAAUCUCGAUAUAAAAGGGUUGUAAAUACUAGCCUCAUGCGAACCUCAGAGAGUACAUUAGCAUAGUUUAACAUUGUUUCAAGCUUGCAUGGUUCAUUUGCUUAUCAUUUAUAAACCUUGAGUUUUGUGGUAAAGGUUGUUGCUGACAUUAAAAUCAACCUUACACUGCUGUCUGGGUAUUACUCUUACUGAUUUGAAAAAUGCAAAUAUUAUAGUGAUCGCUAAUUAUAGAGAAUAUGAUAAUAAGCAAAGUGAAAAAUUUUUAAAUAAAAAUCGUAAAUAAAAUUUUAUGCAAGUUCGGAACUGUUAAAUUUAUUUCAAUAUGUCAUUUUGAAACGGAUGAUCGCCAUUUUUAUAAAUCACUGCAUAAAAGAAUUGUUGAAUUAUGCCGUACAGAGAGUAAAAUUUUAUAAAAAUUGCAUGAAGCUUCCCAUAUAGGGAAAAAGUUCUUACAAGAGAAAGAUCAAAGGGGAAAAAAAUCACUACGUAAAAAUAACCAUUGAGUUAUAGAAUGUAAAUAGUAAAAAUCGUUUAGGGCUAUUUUAAGAAGGGCAUUAAACUAUAAUAUAGUCAAAUAUUUAACUUUCACUUCUUUUAUAAUAAAUGCAAAUCAUUUUAUCCACUAGUCAUAAUCUUUAAUGACACAAAAGUUCAAUUAAAUGACAUUAUUUUAUUAUGUAAUAACUUAUCUAUUUUAUUGUGUGAAAUGACAGAGUUUAAAAUAAUUCCUUGAGCUUUUUUAAAAUCAAGAGUUAUUAUAAAUUACUUAAAAUAACAUGUCGUAUUCUUGUAGCUUGAAUAUCCCUAACACGAUAUAUAUUAAACGUUCUCUAGUUAGUUAAGGGAAAAAUUAAAAAUAAAUUCAGAAUUUGAGCUUUUGUUGACUAAUAAAUGACGAUCUCACUUGCGUUGUAAUUUAUUAUACCCAUAUUAUGAAAUAGUGAUAUAUAAAAGAGCAUCGUUUGAUUCAACAGAAAUCUGUAAUUAAAAGAAUGCUCUGCUAAGUAUUUAUCAUAUUUGCCGAAACUUUACCAAAACUUUUAUAAGUCAGUUUAAAAAUGAAUGAACAAUUUCUAAAAAGUUCUGGAAAUAAUUUAACGCUUGCAAAAUCUAGAAAGUCUGCAACAAAUGUUAGAAGAUGGUGAACCAUCAUGCAGAAAGCACCAGCAAUGUAUAUAAAAAUAAUAAUUUGAUUGUUUAGUGAAUAGUUGUUUAGUUAGCAACAAUAACUUGUUUGUACCAUAAGCUUUGUACUGCCACAAAUAUUUAACAAAAUACUGAUCUAUGUUUUUCUUUUGUUGUUCUGAUGUCUUUUAUGUGAUGAUAUUUAAUGUAAAAUGCUAUAAUUCUUUUUAUAUGUCUAAUUUGGUUUCUCAACUUCAGUCAAUUUAAUUCAAUCAAAUGUCUAAUUCAUUUGAGGACUGAAUGGGGGAAAAAAAACAUCAGUGAAUUGUUGAUCUAUGUAAGAUUUGCAGUGGUAUAUUUUAAAAUUUCCUGUUCAAAUGCAUUAUGAUAAUCAAAGGAUAAUCUCACAAUCUAAUCUUCAUAUCACCAGGUCGCUGAAUUUCAGUUCAGAAAUUAAGUUUUAAAUAUGGAAAACUGUAGAAAAGUUUUAUGUUUAUACUAUAAAUAUUGAUCGACGUUUGUAAAUUACAGUGAAUAAAUAAAACAAAUUAAAAGGAAUUAAAAAAAAACAGGCAGUAAAUUUAUAACAGUUAUUUGUAAAUUAUCAUGUAGUCUACUUUUGUAAAGCUGGAUCAAUUUAAAUAGGGUAAAUUUUCAUUUGAAUUUUUUCUUUUUAACAGUUACUCCAACCUAAAGCUCAUUUUCUGAAUUUAGCUAAAUAUUUCUUUCAAUAUGUUUGUUCACUAAAUCAUAUGUGAGGUAAAGCUGAAAAUAAGGGAAAUACUGAAUAAAAUACUUCACUAAAGAAGUAAAAUAAUUUAACUUAGUUUUGUUGAUUUUAAACAUGGCUUAAGGCCUCCCCUAUGUAAUAUGCAAUGCUAAUCAAUGCUGUGCCCUUCAGUAUUAAUUUUAUAUUAAGACAAAGUUAAAAAUAAAAGCAGCCCAGUGAAGGUAUUAAAAAAAGAAUGAGCUGCUUGAAUUGUUUAUGAGUGCGCAUCAUUUAAAAAAUAUAAAGCCUACAUGGAUAGCAAAAUGUUGAGAAACCAAAUAAUAAUUCAUUAACUGAUUGAAAAGAUGAAGUAGCAUUAUGUUGUCUGUUCAAUUAUAUCACAUAAUUUAUUUUCUUGGAAGCUUGAAAAAUUGUUGCAAUUCUACCUUAAAAAUUGUUUUACAAAACUUUUGCUUAUUAUGUUAUUACUUAUUAUAAUUUGUAAUGUGAAUUUCUAUUUAUUGAACUUUUAUGUAGUUUAUUUGCGUUGCAUAUUGGCUGAAUUUUAAAUUAUAAAUGAUUUGUAAAUAGAAUAAUAUAUUUUUAAGUCAUGAAAUAUUUAUAAGUGGUAACAUUUUAUUUUAUAUUUCAUAAGAGUGUACUGCAUCCAGCACAGUUUUUAAUUUUUUGUCAUUGUUAUCAUGUUUUAUCAGCAUUUUGCUAAAUAUUUAAUUUUCUCACCCAUCACAACCAAUAAAAUAUUUCAUGGUUGCGAACAUGCA
Molecule: messenger RNA, 4701 nt
Organism: Parasteatoda tepidariorum (common house spider)
Lineage: Eukaryota; Metazoa; Arthropoda; Arachnida; Araneae; Theridiidae
Source: RefSeq, a predicted model, not a curated record